CUUAAGGAGAGCUGGCGGUGGGCCUGGACAACAACUUACUGCUCGCUCCCCCUCGGCCUUGUCUUGCGUCUUUUCCCCUCGUUCCUUUUCCCAAAAUCUUUACGGAUUCUAAUCUAUCAAUUUGUCUGUGCUCGAGAUUUGGCCUCACUUUUCAUUCCUGAACACCAACCCCCCACUUAUAUACCCCCCACCUUUCCAAUGCUUCAAGUUCCAGUGCGGGAGCACACCAACGUGGCCUCCACCAAGGCUGUGAUCUUGGUCGGAGGUCCGUCUAGAGGAACGCGCUUCAGGCCUCUGUCCCUUGAUAUGCCCAAGCCCCUCUUCGAAGUCGCCGGUCAUCCUAUUAUCCACCAUUGCCUGAAAGCUCUCGCCAAGAUCCCCGAUAUUCGUGAGGUCAUCCUCGUCGGCUACUACGAUGAAACCGUCUUCCGCGACUUCAUUAAGGACUCCGCCAAGGAGUUCCCUCAGUUCAAGAUGCAAUACUUGCGUGAAUACACGGCUCUGGGCACCGCUGGCGGUCUCUACCAUUUCCGCGAUGCCAUCUUGAAGGGCAAGCCCGAGCGCAUUUUCGUCCUCAACGCUGACGUCUGCUGCUCCUUCCCCCUUGGCGAGAUGCUCAAGCUGUUCGAGGAGAAGGAUGCGGAGGCCGUCAUCCUUGGAACAAGAGUCAACAACGAUGCCGCCACCAACUUCGGUUGCAUUGUUUCCGAUUCCCAUACCAGACGGGUUCUGCACUACGUUGAGAAGCCUGAGUCGCACAUCUCCAACCUCAUCAACUGCGGCGUCUACCUCUUCGCCACCGAGUGCAUUUUCCCCUCCAUCCGCAGUGCUAUCAAGCGCCGUACCACCCGCCCUCGCCUGCUGUCAUACCCUUCGUCCGAGAACUUGGAGUCCUCUUUCAUCGCAGCGGAGGAUGAGGCAGAGAAGAGCGAAGUCCUUCGUCUGGAACAGGAUAUCCUCUCCGAUCUGGCCGACAGCAACCGUUUCUUCGUCCACGAGACGAAAGAUUUCUGGCGCCAGAUCAAGACGGCCGGCUCCGCCGUCCCCGCCAACGCCCUUUACCUCCAGAAGGCCUUCCAGGCCGGAUCUGACGAACUGACCCCUCCUUCCGCUGCCAUCGUGCCCCCAGUCUACAUCCACCCCUCCGCAACAGUGGACCCGACAGCGAAGUUGGGUCCCAACGUUUCCAUUGGUCCCCGUGUGGUCGUAGGCGCAGGCGCUCGUAUCAAGGACUCAAUCGUGCUGGAAGACGCCGAGAUCAAGCACGACGCAUGCGUGAUGCAUUCGAUCAUCGGCUGGAGCAGCCGCGUUGGCGCCUGGGCCCGUGUUGAGGGUACGCCGAUCCCCACAGGCAGCCACUCGACCAGCAUUGUCAAGCACGGCAUCAAGGUUCAAAGCAUCACCAUCCUGGGCAAGGAGUGUGCCGUGGGUGACGAGGUACGGGUACAGAACUGUGUGUGCCUGCCGUUUAAGGAGUUGAAGCGCGACGUCGCCAACGAGGUUAUCAUGUAAAAGGAACAUGUGACUUUUUUUUGGAUGUUACAUGCAUAUUCUAUGAUAUCUGUUCUCUUUUCCUCUAUCCUUGGUCCCAAGUGACCAUUCUGGCUACGCCUUGUUGGCGGUCGGAUUGCCGAAACUACAUGCUUAGAUCUAUCUCCAACCUAGAAACGGACCAUGAAUGAAUGAAUCAUGUGUCCGUGGACAUCUCCCAAAUAAUAUCUUAAUAUCCC
Messenger RNA from Aspergillus eucalypticola CBS 122712, 1730 nucleotides. Its product is annotated as mannose-1-phosphate guanylyltransferase. The record is from RefSeq and is a predicted model, not a curated record. Gene Ontology annotation, molecular function: transferase activity. Bases 199 to 1512 code for a protein of 437 amino acids. Gene Ontology annotation, cellular component: cytoplasm. Lineage: Eukaryota; Fungi; Ascomycota; Eurotiomycetes; Eurotiales; Aspergillaceae. The transcript has 4 exons. Gene Ontology annotation, biological process: biosynthetic process.